Messenger RNA from Prionailurus viverrinus (fishing cat), 1269 nucleotides. RefSeq names its product GSG1 like (gene GSG1L). The record is from RefSeq and is a predicted model, not a curated record. Lineage: Eukaryota; Metazoa; Chordata; Mammalia; Carnivora; Felidae. Gene Ontology annotation, cellular component: plasma membrane. The transcript is spliced from 6 exons. Bases 1 to 1041 code for a protein of 346 amino acids.
AUGAAGACGAGCCGCCGCGGCCGAGCGCUCCUGGCCGUGGCCCUGAACCUGCUGGCGCUGCUCUUCGCUACCACCGCCUUCCUCACCACGCACUGGUGCCAGGGCACGCAGCGGGUCCCCAAGCCCGGCUGCGGCCAGGGCGGGCGCGCCAACUGCCCCAACUCGGGCGCCAACGCCACGGCCAACGGCACCGCCGCCCCCGCCGCCGCCGCCGCCGCCGCCGCCGCCGCCGCGGGGAACGGCCCCCCUGGCGGCGCGCUCUACAGCUGGGAGACUGGCGACGACCGCUUCCUCUUCAGGAAUUUCCACACCGGCAUCUGGUACUCGUGCGAGGAGGAGCUCGGCGGGCUCGGUGAAACAUGUCGCAGCUUCAUUGACCUGGCCCCAGCAUCGGAGAAAGGGGUCCUGUGGCUGUCGGUGGUGUCCGAGGUGCUGUACAUCCUCCUGCUGGUGGUCGGCUUCAGCCUCAUGUGUCUCGAGCUCUUCCACUCCAGCAAUGUCAUCGACGGGCUCAAGCUCAACGCCUUCGCAGCUGUCUUCACGGUGCUGUCCGGCCUCCUGGGAAUGGUCGCCCACAUGAUGUACACACAGGUGUUCCAGGUCACCGUGAGCCUCGGCCCCGAAGACUGGAGACCCCACUCCUGGGACUACGGAUGGUCCUUCUGCCUGGCGUGGGGGUCCUUUACCUGCUGCAUGGCAGCCUCCGUCACCACACUCAACUCCUACACCAAGACGGUCAUUGAGUUCCGGCACAAGCGCAAGGUCUUUGAGCAGGGCCACCGGGAGGAGCCAACCUUCAUAGACCCUGAGGCCAUCAAGUACUUCCGGGAGAGGACACCACCCACACAUGGGAGAUUCCUGGCCGCGGAGCUCCGCUCACGAGAUGCCAGAGCUGAACCGUCAGUGCUGGGUCCUGGGGCACUGGGUGUGACCGAGACCCAGCCUGGCCCCCGGACCUCAGGCGGUCGUCGGAACCGGCCCCCUGCCAGAAGGCCACCGGUCUGGCGCCCCUGGAGACCCGGCCCGUGUGCUGUGAACUGAUCCAGCCUGUGUGGGAGACGCAGGCCUGCCCUUCCCACCGCUGUCUGGGGCUCAGGGCCCUGGCAAUGGAGCCGGGGUGGCCCGAGGGAAUGCGCAGGGCUGCGCACGGCGACUCUGGGACAGCAGCUCCUGACCCUUGCCGCCGUCACAUGCGGCGCCCUGUUUGGUGCAGCUGGGACGCCAGGAGAGGCAAGGUCAUCGGCCACUGAGGGCCGGCCAGGAAGUUCA